Molecule: messenger RNA, 1349 nt
Organism: Alnus glutinosa
Lineage: Eukaryota; Viridiplantae; Streptophyta; Magnoliopsida; Fagales; Betulaceae
Product: serine/threonine-protein kinase PBL13-like
Exons: 5
Coding region: 188-1204 (338 amino acids)
Biological process (GO): protein phosphorylation
Molecular function (GO): protein kinase activity; ATP binding
Source: RefSeq, a predicted model, not a curated record
CAUGGUCUAUCACAUCCCAAGCCGCGAUAGUAGAUCUUAAUUUGUUUGACUUUUCUGGGUUGAUGUUCACUCAAACAUAAAUUAUUGCAUGUUCCCUAAGCUGAAAGUUUUGCAUAUUUCUUACUCUCCCUGAUAUAUAUGGCCAUAGCUAGGCAUUGCUUUGGAGGAAGAAGCUUAAGGCAAUUAGAUGGCUGGGAAGCUAGAAGUGUUUACAUGGGACGACAUAAAAGCUUGCACCGACAACUUCAACAACAAGAACAUGGUUGGAGUUGUCCAAUUUGGCAAAGUAUAUAGAGGAAAGAUUGAAGGAGGCAUGAAUGGAGCAGAAGCUCGAGAUGUUACAGUGAAGAUAUGGAAUAAGUCAUCCGAAUACAUCGCCUUCGCAUAUGAUGAGCAUUUGAUGGUUAAAGAAGAAGUUGAAUUUUUAGAGAAUCCAACAAUGAAAGGCCAUCCCAACUUGGCAAAACUGAUCGGUUAUUGCUGUGAAGAAGUAAAGGGUGUUGUUUAUGAGCUUAGUCCAAGAGAUUCUCUGCGCAACCUAAUGGUGAAAGAUGAUCUCAACUGGGUUCAGAGGAUCAAUGUUAUUCUUGAACUUGCACGUCUCCUUAAGUUUCUUGAGUGUCAAGACGCGCCAUAUCCGGCCUUCAAUGUCACUGCAUCUCAUAUUCUGCUUGAUUGGGAUUUCAAGCCAAAAUUAAUUGAUUUUCCACUAGUUAGCAAAGGGACCAUGGGUGAAAGGAGUGCACAAAAGAAGUACAUUCGCUGUGUGGAUCCAUAUUUUAAUCUACAAGAAUCAAUGUGCAUGACAGGGCGUGAUUGGGAUAUGAGCUGUGAAGUAUUUUCAUUUGGUAUUAUUCUCCUGGGACUAAUAGCCAAAGGAAUUUCUGACCUUGAGAAGCAGGAAAAUGAUCCAGACCUAAUUCUGGACCAUCUGCUACAUUCUUGGGCCAAGAACGAAUACAAACCCCAGUGUUCUCUUGUCCACAAAACCCUGCAAGAAGACUGGGGUUAUCUUGCUGAAGACGGCACUGCAAUUACAGAGCUGGGGAUGCAGUGCAUCGAGUUCUUUCCAGUGAACCGUCCUUCUGUGGAGGAUGUUGUUGACCGUCUUGAAAGUCUACAUAUUUUUCAACGUCUUGGUGACUCAAGACCUCACAAAAGGGACAGGAAAUUUGUUGAUGAUGAUGAUGCAAUGUUCGUGUGAAACUGAUCGGAGGCCGGAUCGGACUAUAGCGAUCGAUACUAGUGGUUUGCGGGUGAUUGUACGUGUGCGGAGUUGAUUAGGAUCACCUACAAUUUCAAAGAAUUUGUACAUUUUCAAAUUAUGGAAUCUAGGCUCUUUUCAUGCA